Saimiri boliviensis boliviensis (Bolivian squirrel monkey) is the source of this 2428-nucleotide messenger RNA. RefSeq names its product basic helix-loop-helix ARNT like 2 (gene BMAL2). Gene Ontology annotation, cellular component: transcription regulator complex; nucleus; cytoplasm. Gene Ontology annotation, molecular function: DNA-binding transcription factor activity; protein dimerization activity. NCBI's taxonomy places the organism in Eukaryota, Metazoa, Chordata, Mammalia, Primates, Cebidae. The record is from RefSeq and is a predicted model, not a curated record. Gene Ontology annotation, biological process: regulation of DNA-templated transcription.
GGCCCCAGUCCGCAUGCUCAGUAGCCGCUGCCGGCCGGGCUGCGCCCGCCAGUCCCCGCUUCCCCGCUCCGGAGCUGCCGCCUGGGCCGGGGCAGGGCGGGCCCGGGGCUCCUCCAUGCUGCCAGCCGCGGGGCUGAGGAGCCGGCCGGGUGGCUCCUGCGAUGGCGGCGGAAGAGGAGGCUGCGGCGGGAGGUAAAGUACUGAGAGAGGAGAACCAGUGCAUUUCUCCUGUGGUUUCUAGCCACAUGAGUCCAGGGACAAGACCAACAGUUAUGGGAUCCUUCAGCUCACACGUGACAGAGUUUCCACGGAAACGCAAAGGAAGUGAUUCAGACCCAUCCCAGUCAGGAAUCCUGACAGAAAAAGUGGUGGAAAAGCUUUCUCAGAAUCCCCUUACCUAUCUUCUUUCAACAAGGAUAGAAAUAUCAGCCUCCAGUGGCAGCAGAAUGGAAGAUGGUGAACACCAAGUUAAAAUGAAGGCUUUCAGAGAAGCUCACAGCCAAACCGAAAAGCGGAGGAGAGAUAAAAUGAAUAACCUGAUUGAAGAACUGUCUGCAAUGAUCCCUCAGUGCAACCCCAUGGCGCGUAAACUGGACAAACUUACAGUUUUAAGAAUGGCUGUUCAACACUUGAGAUCUUUGAAAGGCAUGACAAAUUCUUGUAUGGGAAAUAAUUAUAGACCAUCAUUUAUUCAAGAUAAUGAGCUCAGACAUUUAAUCCUUAAGACUGCAGAAGGCUUCCUAUUUGUGGUUGGAUGUGAAAGAGGAAAAAUUCUCUUCGUUUCUAAGUCAGUCUCCAAAAUACUUAAUUACGAUCAGGCUAGUUUGACUGGACAAAGCUUAUUUGACUUCUUACAUCCAAAAGAUGUUGCCAAAGUAAAGGAACAACUUUCUUCUUUUGAUAUUUCACCAGGAGAAAAGCUAAUAGAUGCCAAAACUGGUUUGCAAGUUCACAGUAAUUUCCACACUGGAAGGACACGUGUGUAUUCUGGCUCAAGACGGUCUUUUUUCUGUCGGAUAAAGAGUUGUAAAAUCUCUGUCAAAGAAGAGCAUGAAUGCUUACCCAACUCAAAGAAGAAAGAGCAUAGGAAAUUCUAUACUGUCCACUGCACUGGUUACUUGAGAAGCUGGCCUCCAAAUAUUGUUGGAAUGGAAGAAGAAAGGAACAGUAAGAAAGACAACAGUAAUUUUACCUGCCUUGUAGCCAUUGGAAGAUUACCGCCAUAUAUUGUUCCACAGAACAGUGGAGAGAUUAAUGUGAAACCAACUGAAUUUAUAACCCGGUUUGCAAUGAAUGGAAAAUUUGUCUAUGUAGAUCAAAGGGCAACAGCAAUUUUAGGAUAUCUGCCUCAGGAACUUUUGGGAACUUCUUGUUAUGAAUAUUUUCAUCAAGAUGACCAUAGUAAUUUGACUGACAAGCACAAAGCAGUUCUACAGAGUAAGGAGAAAGUACUUACAGAUUCCUACAAAUUCAGAGCAAAAGAUGGCUCUUUUGUAACUUUAAAAAGCCAAUGGUUUAGUUUCACAAAUCCUUGGACAAAAGAACUGGAAUAUAUCGUAUCUGUCAACACUUUAGUUUUGGGGCAUAGUGAGCCUGGAGAAGCGUCAUUUUUGCCUUGUAGCUCUCAAUCAUCAGAAGAGUCCUCUAAACAAUCUUGUAUGAGUGUACCUGGACUGUCUACUGGAACAGUACUUGGUGCUGGUAGUAUUGGAACAGAUAUUGCAAAUGAAAUUCUGGAUUUACAGAGGUUACAGUCUUCUUCAUCCCUUGAUGAUUCAAGUCCAACAGAUUUAAUGAAAGCUACUCAUACCAUAAACUGCAGGAAUAUGUCAAAUAAGGAGUUGUUUCCACCAAGUCCUUCUGAAAUGGGAGAGCUAGAGGCUACCAGGCCAAACCAGAGUACUGUUGCUAUCCACAGCCAUGAGCCACUUCUCAGUGAUGGUGCACAGUUGGAUUUUGAUGCCCUAUGUGACAAUGAUGACACAGCCAUGGCUGCAUUUAUGAAUUACUUAGAAGCAGAAGGGGGCCUGGGAGACCCUGGGGACUUCAGUGACAUCCAGUGGACCCUCUAGCAUUUGAUUUUUGAUUCCAAAAAUGAGAAACAUUUUAAAGCAUUUCAUUUAUGAAAAACUUUCUGAACUAUUCCUCAGUACUGUAUUGAUAUUAUUUGUAUCUUUUAUUAAUGAUCUACCAGUUUUUAUAGAUUUGCAUCUUACUGUCACAGGGAUGUGAGGAAAAAUGUUUUCCUCCCAAGAGAACCAGAGUCUAUUAUAGACUCCUUUAUUCAGUGAAAUGGCUUAUAAGCCACUAAUUGCCAUAUUUUUGCUAAAACAUUUCUAACCAAGAAUACUACUUACAUAUUGUUUUGGCUUUGUUUUAUUUUUGAUGCAGUUUUUUUGAGUCAAGGUAAUGUAAUAUAUUGAUAUUU